Aegilops tauschii subsp. strangulata is the source of this 2882-nucleotide messenger RNA. RefSeq names its product B3 domain-containing protein protein_Os12g40080. Lineage: Eukaryota; Viridiplantae; Streptophyta; Magnoliopsida; Poales; Poaceae. The record is from RefSeq and is a predicted model, not a curated record. Gene Ontology annotation, molecular function: DNA binding.
ACAGUAGUAGUACUAUAGUUUUUUUUUUAAAUACUCCAAUAAUUGCCUAACCGUGGCGCGGCCCGCCGGCCUUCACCGGCACCGCCGCGUCCGGGAACAGACCGACUGCCGCCUUCCACGUGCCCGCGGGUUCUCCCUCAUCGAGGCAACCCACAGCGGCGCUGCCGCACCGAAGCCGAAGGGGGCCCAUCACUCCGGCGCUGGGUUAUCCGAGGCCGUACCGGCGCUGGCAGGAGGCGGAGGGCGCGCCCUGAAGGAAUCUUCCGGAUUAGACCUGGCUUGCUCUGACCUGCACCCUCUGGGUAUUGCUGUGAUCCCUUAUCUCCUUGGCAUAGCGAAAAGUAGGUUUAAGGUGUGAUGGCAGUACAAGACCCGCAAGCAUCAGCUUGUAUGGUGUGUUAUUCAUCUGCAUAUAUCUAUGUUCUUGCUCUGUGCUUGGGCAUCGUUGGCAUUGUGGCUGGCUGCCUGCUUCUCUGCAGAAGUAUUAGCUCUUCGCAAAGGCUGCUCUUUUGCUCUGGGCUUGGGGUUUCCGCAUCCUGGGCAUAUAGACUGCUUCUUUGCAUAAGUAUUGGCUUCUUGAAAGAGCUUCUUGGCAAAGGCUGCUGUAUCUUGUUCUCUUGAUUCCCCACCAUUUUGAUUACAUUUGUCAUGGCGCCGGAUCAAGAUUAUGAUCAAGAUAACAGUCAUGUGGAUGAUACCCAGAAGUAUUUUUUCAAGUGCAUGGUUGGCGAUUUCCCAGAAAAAAUGGCAAGCCCUGGCCAUACCACAGAAGUUUGUGGAUAAUUUCAAUGGUCAUAUCUCUGAAGUUAUCAAGCUAGAAGCUCCUGAUGGAAACAUAUACAAUAUUCAGGCUAUCAGGGAUCUGAACAAGAUAGUCCUCGGAUCUGGAUGGGGGGUAUUUGUAAGCUUUUACAAGCUAAAAGCGGGCUACUUCCUGGUCUUCAGGUACAUCAGAGAUUCUCACUUCAAAGUUCUGAUAUUUGAUUUUGGAACUUGUUGUGAGAAGGAAGUGUUCCACGUUCUCAUGAACUGCGGCCCUGAUUCCCAAGAAAAAGAAAGCAACAGUGAGUCCCAUCGAAGGUGCGAGCUCUGCGAUGUGCAUUUUUAUUGGCAUCACCUGGAUGAUAGGCAGAAGCAUUUCCUGAGGCUCAUGGUUGGGGAUUUCCGUCAAGAAAUGAGCAUACCACAGAAAUUUGUGAACAAUUUCAGAGGCCGGAUCUCUGAAGUUAUGAAGCUAGAAGCUCCAGACGGAAACAUAUACAACUUUAAGGUUACCAAGGAUCUGAACAAGAUAGUCCUUAGAUAUGGAUGGGCUGCAUUUGCCAGUGAUUAUCAACUAAAAGAGCAUGACUUGCUGGUGUUCAGAUACAUUGGGGACUCUCACUUUAAAGUCCUAAUAUUUGACCCAAGUGGUUGUGAGAAACAAUUAUUCAACAUUGUCUUGAACCAUGCUCCUAAUGUACCAAAAACAUGCAUAUCUCAUGAUCGGUCAUUCCUCAGGGAAACAAGGCGCCGAGACUGCGGAUCACACGAUAACAACAGUAGGAAAACUAAAAAGAUGACUCCAGUGGACUCUCCUUCACCGAGAUCUGAAGGUGUCACGUCUCCAGAAGUCACCAUGAAUUCAGCUGGCCUUCGGGAAAUCACCGAGCCUCACUAUGUCCUAGCAACGGGGUGCAAUCUGACCACAGCACAGAAGGCAGAAGUCGACGCGCUUGUGAAGAAAGUUAGGCCUGUAAUUCCAUUUUACAUCACAGCCAUGAACAAGACAAGUAUGUCUGGAUCUCUGGUCAUCUGCAAGGAUUACGCUGCCAAAUACCUUCCACAUGAAGAACAAUUCAUCACACUCUGCCAUCCUCAUAAGAGCAACAUAUGGGUAGACAAUUUGAAGGUUAUCACUGAUGGUUCAUGCAUGCUUUCUGUUGGCUGGUCGUGCUUCGUUCUCCACAACGAGUUGCGGGAAAGUGACAUCUGCCUAUUUGAAGUAUCGAAAAACGACGGUGAAGUGACAAUGGUUGUUCAUUCUCUUGAAGGAGGUCAUCACCUACAAGGGAAAGAGCCCGAAUCUCAAAACAAGUGCAGUUAUCCAGUUAAGGUCGAGGUGACCGAGGAAGAGGAGAGUGACAAAGAACAUGCCGAGUCCAGCUACUACUACUCAAGGUAUGCCUAUGACCUGACCGGCGAGGAGCAAGAGGAGAUAUUCAGGUCAGCGUUGAUUCAACAGGGCAAUCCGGUAUACGUCGCCGUCCUGCAGGAGAAUCAUGUUAGCAGCAGGAAUAACUUGCUGACCUUCCCCAGAGAGUUUGCGGCUAAGCAUCUCGCGGAGAGGUCGCAUGACAUCCUGCUCCUGAGACCUAACAGGAGAGAGAAGUGGUGCGUGAGGUACUACUACCAUUCGAUGAUGAGGAUACAGGGUUUCAGCUACAGGUCCUGGACCAAGUUUGUCUCUGACAACGGGCUGCAGGAGGGCCACGUCUGUGUCUUCGAGCUGAUGAAAGGCGUGUGCGAGGCGACGAUGAUGGUCCACGUUUUCAGGAAGUUCAAUGGGAGGUUUGUUCUGCUGGACUAACUAGCUAGGUUCCUGCGUAGCUGCAUCCAUCUUAAUUUGUGGUUGAAUAACUGAAGCUGUUGUCACUGGGAGCUGAAAUGGGAGUAGCUUGUGUACCAGUAGAAGUAGUUGUCGAAACGUACCGUGUGAAUGUUCACUCCUGAUCACCAGCCAUGACUGUGAUUUCAGAACCAAGAGGAAUAUUUCAGUGCUUGUAGCCGUAGGUAGAAGGCCGUGCCAAAGCAUCUAUGGCUCACUCCCCUGAAAUUUUAUUGAAUGUAAAUCGGUUGACUGAAAUUUUAUUAAAUCUAUGUGCACAUGUUACUCGAGGACA